AUGCUUCCCCCCUCCUCAUCCUCCAACGAAUCCUCCAACUUCGACACUUUCCGCGACUGCAUCUCAACAAGCAUCAUCUCGGCACUCGCCCCUCAGGGUAGUGGUGACAGUGGAAAAAAGACGAAGAAGAGAGUGAAAGGGAGGAAGAAUGAAAUCAAACCUGUGGCGAAUUUGAAGACGCGGGAGGAAGAAGAGGAGGAAACUGGACGGUUGGUGGGGGAGGUGGGGGAGUUUGUUGAGUACAUCGCCGAAGAAAUCUUCCUCGCACUUCCGACAGAACUACGAACGCUCUCCUACGCGGCCAUUCAAUCCGACUCGAAGCUAUCAGAAAAGUACAGCUCAAGCUUUUCGACCACGGACGUCGAACUUCUGACCGACGCAAUGCCCCCUUCAAUAGCCGACUCCCUAACAACCUACACCCUGCUCUCCUCCCCCUCCCACCUCCCCACCUUCCUCGCUCCCCCCAUCCAAUCCUACAUCUCCACCACCACCUCCCCCCCACCAACUUACACCCCCUCCCUCCUCACCUCCCGCCCCUCCAGUUGCGAAAUCUGCUCCCGCGACCACCUCCCCCUAACAUACCACCACCUCAUCCCCCGGAGCGUGGCGGACAAAGCGGUGAAAAGGGGUUGGUGCGAGGAGUGGGAGAGGGGGAAAGUGGCGUGGCUGUGUCGGGCGUGUCAUAGUUUCGUGCAUGGAUUGUGUUCGAAUGAGGAGUUGGCGAGGAGUUGGGGGGAUGUGGAGGCGUUGAUGGGGAGGGAGGAUGUACGGAGGUGGGCGGGGUGGGUGGGGAGGGUGAGGUGGAAGAGUCGGUGA
Messenger RNA from Zymoseptoria tritici IPO323, 816 nucleotides. RefSeq lists its product as uncharacterized. Lineage: Eukaryota; Fungi; Ascomycota; Dothideomycetes; Mycosphaerellales; Mycosphaerellaceae. The record is from RefSeq and is a predicted model, not a curated record. The transcript is spliced from 3 exons. The coding region runs from base 1 to 816 and encodes 271 amino acids.